AUGAGUAGCAAUAACUCUCCAUCAUCACCACCAUCUUCAACAACCGCCGAAACAACCAGCAACAGCGGAAAUACUAACAACACAAAUAGUGUUGAUUCUCCAUCCGGUCUUCGUCAUAGAAUAUUUGCUGGUAAUCUUGAUUUUAAAACCACAAAGGAACAGCUGUAUGAAGCCUUCUCCAAGUGUGGUAAAAUCGUGGAUGAAAUUCGUCUUCAUCCAGGCUAUGCGUUCAUUCAAUUCGAUAAUGAAGAGAGCUGUUUAAAGGCCAUCGCAACUUUAUCUGGUACUCAACUCUGUUCGAAAAGAAUAGAUGUCCAAAUGGCAAAAGGUCCAAACAAUUCUCAAAAGAAGAACCAGGACAACAAGAGAAAACUAGAUUCUAGGGACAGAGAUGGACGAAGAGACGGUAAAGAUAGAAACAAUGAUCGAAAUCGAGAUGGACGUAAUAACAACAAAAAAACCAAACGGGAUCACAUCGGAAACGUUUCAUCAAACACUGCACUAGGCAUGGAUUCGAAUCAACAACGUUCUUUGAGUGUUAACCCACUCCUUUCAACCGUACCAACCAUAUCUCCAUAUUCCACUGCUAGUAGUGCAACAUCUGUGCCCAUUUACAUUCCCAAUCAAUCACUCGAGAAGUAUGCAAACUUUGUGUUGCAAACUCUAAAAUCGAACGGACUUAUGUAUUAUAAUGUUCACAUUCGUAAUACUAAUCAAGGAGAGUAUUUCUUUGCUACUCCUCAAUUCUUCCAAAUGAUCGCCAAUGAAAGAUACGUCAUAUGUGUCACAGCAAGACACGAGGAAGCAAAGAAUAUUGUUUCUUUCAAGGCCAUCAUGCAAGAUGGAACAUCGCCAGGCUUUGCUGAUACAUCGAUCACUGACGUAUGCUCUUUCAUUCUUAAUUCUUCACAAACACCUGUCGUGGUGCCAUCUGUCUAUCAGCAAUACAAUCAACAAUUUCCAACAACUUUGAACACUCAACCAUCGACACUUGCUUUCCCAGGUACUGUCGGAAUGCAACCAGCCAUGUUGAGCAAUACUUUACCUUCUUUACAACAACAGCCACUUCCAUCAACAUCUUUUAACACAGGCAACAACACGAGCAAUAGAUCGAAUCAACAAGGAUAUCACAACAACAACAGAUCCAAUCGACAAAACAACAAUCGUCAAAGAAAUGAUAACUUCCGAAACAACAAUCGAUCCGAUAGAGGCAACAACAAUAACACCUCAAGCCACAACAGCGGAAUGAGCAACACGAAUAACACAUCACAACCUCCAGCCAAUGCUUCAGAUGUACAAGGCAUUAUCCUUGCCCUAUUGGACAAUAUCAACAGUAAGAAACAAGAGGCCAGCUCAGCAUCGUCUCCAACCGGAAUUAUGGAAUCCUCUUCAGCCUCCACCACCGAACACUAG
This is a messenger RNA of Naegleria fowleri, 1413 nucleotides long. RefSeq lists its product as uncharacterized. Gene Ontology annotation, molecular function: RNA binding. The transcript has 2 exons. The record is from RefSeq and is a predicted model, not a curated record. NCBI's taxonomy places the organism in Eukaryota, Heterolobosea, Eutetramitea, Acrasida, Naegleriidae. Gene Ontology annotation, cellular component: nucleus. Bases 1 to 1413 code for a protein of 470 amino acids.